This is a messenger RNA of Tupaia belangeri chinensis (Chinese tree shrew), 3101 nucleotides long. RefSeq names its product solute carrier family 25 member 23 (gene SLC25A23). The transcript has 12 exons. Bases 225 to 2102 code for a protein of 625 amino acids. Gene Ontology annotation, molecular function: calcium ion binding. NCBI's taxonomy places the organism in Eukaryota, Metazoa, Chordata, Mammalia, Scandentia, Tupaiidae. The record is from RefSeq and is a predicted model, not a curated record. Gene Ontology annotation, biological process: transmembrane transport.
UACCCCCCAGUGUGGGUCGGGGGAGGAGACGCAAGUUCUGGCGCGGGCGGCGACGGCUAGCAGUCACCACCUCCAGCAAGUUCCUGAGCCCGGCAGGCAACGCGGAGGCUAAGGUGCUAGGGACCGCGGAGCUGGCCCUGCGGGGCCCCGGGGGGGAGGGGGAGCCGCGAAGCCCCCGCUGAGGCCGCCUCUGCCGGGCCUCCCCUCCCCCCUGGGCGGACGCCAUGCGGGGGGGUCCGGGAGACGCAGAGCGGCGACAACGCUGGAGUCGCCUUUUCGAGGAGCUGGACAGUAACAAGGAUGGCCGCGUGGACGUGCACGAGUUGCGCCAGGGACUGGCCAGGCUGGGCGGGGGCGACCCAGAACGCGGCGCCCAACAGGGCGGCUCCCCUGGGACCGACGCUGACCCAGAUGGCGGGCUUGACCUGGAGGAGUUCACCCGCUACCUGCAGGAGCGGGAGCAGCGCCUGCUACUCAUGUUCCACAGCCUGGACCGGAACCAGGACGGUCACAUAGACGUCUCUGAGAUUCAGCAGAGUUUCCGAGCUCUGGGCAUCUCCAUCACGCUGGAGCAGGCAGAGAAAAUCCUACACAGCAUGGACCGCGACAACACGAUGACCAUUGACUGGCAAGAGUGGCGGGACCACUUCCUGCUGCACCCGCUGGAGAAUGUGGAGGACGUGCUCUACUUCUGGAAGCACUCCACGGUCCUGGACAUAGGCGAGCACCUGACGGUGCCAGACGAGUUCUCCAAGCAGGAGAAGCUCACGGGCACCUGGUGGAAGCAGCUGGUGGCCGGAGCCGUGGCGGGCGCUGUGUCGCGGACAGGCACGGCCCCUCUGGACCGCCUCAAGGUCUUCAUGCAGGUCCACGCGUCAAAGACCAACCGUCUGAACAUCCUGGGGGGUCUCCGGAGCAUGGUCGGCGAGGGGGGCUUGCGCUCUCUGUGGCGCGGCAACGGGAUCAACGUGCUCAAGAUCGCGCCCGAGUCGGCCAUCAAGUUCAUGGCCUACGAGCAGAUCAAGCGGGGUAUCCGGGGCCAGCAGGAGACGCUGCAUGUGCAGGAACGCUUCGUGGCCGGCUCCCUGGCCGGGGCCACCGCCCAGACGGUCAUCUACCCCAUGGAGGUGCUGAAGACGCGGCUGACCCUGCGCCGGACGGGCCAGUACAAGGGGCUGCUGGACUGCGCCAGGCGGAUCCUGGAGCGGGAGGGACCCCGCGCCUUCUACCGCGGUUACCUGCCCAACGUGUUGGGUAUCAUCCCCUACGCAGGCAUCGACCUGGCCGUCUACGAGACCCUGAAGAACCGCUGGCUCCAACAGUACAGCCAUGACUCGGCAGACCCGGGCAUCCUCGUGCUCCUCGCCUGUGGCACCAUCUCCAGCACUUGUGGCCAGAUAGCUAGUUAUCCCCUGGCCCUGGUCCGGACCCGCAUGCAGGCCCAAGCCUCCGUGGAGGGCGGGCCCCAGCUUUCCAUGCUGGGUCUGCUGCGGCACAUCCUGUCCCAGGAGGGCAUACGGGGCCUCUACCGGGGCAUCGCCCCCAACUUCAUGAAGGUCAUCCCAGCUGUGAGCAUCUCCUAUGUGGUCUAUGAGAACAUGAAGCAGGCCCUGGGGGUCACAUCCAGCGAAUGGAUCCUGAUGUCUCAGCCACUGGAGCACACGCCCCCCGCACCUCAACACCCAGACCCCGUCUCCCCCAGGCACCAGAUCCAGUGUCCUCGUGCAGCACUGGAUCCUAGACCCCCAACCCCACUGGCAAGGCCCAGACCCCCACGCCUCCAGCCCUGGACCUGCCAGCUCCGACACUGCGUUCUGGAUGUCAAGGAACCUCAGCCACCACAUCCUGACCAUGCAAUGCCUAGAUCCUGGGGCCCCCAUCACCGGAUCCCAGAUCCCUCCGCCUCGACCACUGGAUUCCUGAAUUCCUUUCCCUCAACACUGGGUCCUGCUUCGACUUCUGGACCCCUACACUUCCGGCACUACGCCCUCACCCCCGAUCACUGGAUCCCAGAUUCCCAGGUCCCGACCCACUGGAUUCCGGCUCCUGAAACCUGGGAGCCCAGCGACACAGCAAGUGCAUGCUGGCAACGGCUGCCAUAGGUUCCGGACCACGGACCCCAGCUCCCUUCACUCCGGUCACUGGAGACGGAGACUCGCCCCAGAGAAGGCACACCCCUAACUCCCAGGCGAUGGUUCCCAAUCCCUUAACCCCUCAUUUCUGCUCGAAAUCGCCCAGACACUGGAUCCCCAAUGCUCAGACCCCAGGUGUAGAUAUGGUAGGCUAACCACAGCAUCCCAGAUCCCAUGCACCCCCAUCUGGCUCUGCUCCCCAUGACACGGGACCACAGGGUCUAGGGAGCCCACAUCCCUGCUCCAGAAUACCAAGGGGUUGUCCCACAUACCCGAUACUGCUCAGCACCAGGCAGGGAGGGAAGGAUGCGUCCCCCAGACCUGCACACCACUGGAUCCCCCCACCCCACCUCCCCAGCAUGGCCACACCUCCUGGCCCUGUGGGGAACUCUCCCCAGAAGUACCCCAAGCACCACCCUACCCUCACACGGCGUCUUCCCUCCCCAUAGGCUGACCGCCCCCACCACCCCAGUCCUCAUUCCUGGGGACUGGCCGGGAGACAAUCUGAAACGGGGGACACAUGAAGAGGGACCUCCCCAGCCCUGCCCAGCCACCCCGUCCCCAGGCUUCAAACGAUUAGAAGCCGGGAGUCAUUCUAUACGGACUACCAGUCCCCAAACCCAAGCAUCCAAUUUGACAAACACAGACAGCCAAAUUCCAAAAUUCACUCCACAUUUAUUUUUCUACAGAGAAAAGAACAAAGCCCCCCCCAGCCCAAGAAUGCAGCCCUUCCCCACAUCCCAAUCAUUCUGCACUUUAUAGUCGGACUCGGCCUAGGACAAUGGGAGGGCUCCUCUCCGCUCCUCUUCAGUCCUUGGGGAACCCCAUUAAGGGGCUAUACAAGAGGAGCUGGGAUACGGGGGGGACUGGAGGAACCCCCACCCCACGGCUUCCACCAUGUCCCGCCUCCCUGCCUGUGUGUGUCAUUUCAAAGGAAAAGAACAAAAGAAAUAAAUUUUCUAAGCUCUU